GAAAAAAAAGAUAGAGAUAGAGAGAGAAAGAGAGAAGCAGCAGCAAGCAAGGCAAGAAGAAGAGAGAGAAAGAGUGAUAGAGGAGAGAGAGACGCAAUCGCUAGCGAUAGGAAUUAAACAAACAAAAGCGGCCUUGGAAAAAAGAGGAAGGAAGAAAGAAGGAGAGAGAAAGGAGGCAACUUGGCCAAGAGGGGGGAGUAGUAGAGAGGAGGAGGAGGAGAAGCCAAGAAGCGGACGGCACCAGCCAUGCCGCGGUCGCCGUCGCCGCCGCCUGACAGGCACCACCACCACCACCACCCGGCGCGCCGGAGGGGGCCCGCCGGGGCGGCGGCGCCGCCGCCGCGGUCGCUGCGGCCGAGGAGGGCGGCGGCGCCGUCGUCGAGGCCGCUGGUGGACGACUUCUUCCCGUUCCCUUCCUCGCCGUCGUCGUCGCCGUCGAGGCCGCCGCCGCCGCAGCAGCAGCAGCAGCGGAGGCCGUCGCCGGAGCCGUCGAGCUCCGACUCGGACGGCCAUGGCGGCGGCGGCGGGGGUGGGGGUGGGGGCUCCUCGGCCUCUGACCGACGGCGGCGGAAGCUCAAGCUCGUCGUGAAGCUCUCACAGCUCGCCCCCGACCAGAACCACCACCGGCGGGGCCCGCCUCCCCCCUCGUACUCGGACUCCUCCGGCGGCGAGCAGGAGCAGGAGGAGGAGGAGGAGGCCGGCGGCAACGGCGGCGACGACGUCAGCGGCGGCGAGGAGCGGGUCAAGCCGCCCAAGAAGCGCCGGAUCGAGCCGCGCGGCGACAGAUCUCGCCAUCGGGAGGUUGGUGGGAGGAGCGACGCCGCCAGCGCGCCGAGGACGAAGCGCCUCCCGGUGCCAGGGAUGGCGAGGACGACGCCGCUGCCUGACCGGAAGGCGCUGGACAUGAUUCUCGACAAGCUGCAGAAGAAGGAUACUUACGGAGUGUUCGCGGAGCCCGUCGAUCCGGAGGAGUUGCCUGACUACCAUGAUGUGAUUGAGCACCCAAUGGACUUUGGCACCGUCAGGAGGAAGCUUGCCAGGAAUGCAUAUCGCUCGUUCGAGCAAUUUGAGGAUGAUGUAUUCUUAAUUUGCAGUAAUGCGAUGCAGUACAAUGCACCUGAUACAAUCUACUUCAGACAGGCCCAUUCCAUACAUGAAUUGGCAAGAAAAAAGUUUCAGGAACUGAGAGAUGAAGGCAUUCCCACUGAAAACCUAAUAAAGAGUGAACAGAAAAUUAGACCACACCCUAGCAAUAGAGAACCAAUUAAGAAGCCUGUUUUGAGGUAUUCAGAUGAUGAUCUAGGCUUCAUGUCCCACAAAGAGCAAGUUAGUAGACCAAAUUCCAAAGACUUAGAGGAUGAUCGAAAGUUCAAAGAUCAAGUUAAGAAGACAAUUUCAAGGAAUUCUGAGGAUGUCUUAAGUUCCUCUUUCCAGAAAGAACGAGUUAAGAAAUCCAGUGUCAGGAAUUCAGACGAUGAUUUAAGUUCCUCCUUCCAAAAAGAACAAGUUAAGAGGCCCAUUUCCAGAAACUCAGGGGAUGAUAUAAGCUCUUCAUUCCACAAGGAGCAAGGAAGGAAAGUCAUCUCCAGAAAUUCAGAAAAUGAUAGAGUUGCAUCUUUCCACAAACAGCAUGACAAGAGACCCACUUCCCGGAGUUCAAAAGAUGAAUUGCCAUCGCAGAAAAAACACAUAAGAAAGCCUGUUUGCACGAAUGGUGAAGAACCAGAUUUCUCAUCACACCGAGAUUCAGUAGAGAAUCCAGUUUGCACAAAUGGAGAACAUGUAGGCGUCUUGUCCCCGAAAAGGCUAGUUGAGAAGCCCAUUUGCCGAAAUAGAGAUGACCUAGGUCACUCCCACAAAAAAGGGUUGAAUAAUAAGUCUAUUUGUGGAGAUGGACAGGAUGAUAUGGGUUACUCCUGCAAUGGAGAGACUGUUAAGAAGCCAGUGCGUAUGAAUAGCCAAGAUGCUUUGGGUUCAGAUGUUUCUGCUGCAACCAUUGCUUCUGCAGGAGAUGAUUCUAAUGGUUUAAGCAUGUCGCAGGCAAAUGCUGUUGAGCCCCAAGAUUGUAUUGCAGCCAACGGGUUUAUGGACAAAGAUAUCAGUUCCCCACUUGAUGAAAUAAGAUCUGAGAAGCCAGAUGAUAUUUCAGCUAGGGAAAGUUCAGUGAAGCCAAGCUACAAGUCAAUUGUAGUAGAUGAGACACGACGCAAAACAUAUGAUACAUAUGAAGAACAGCCUUCAUCGGAAUCUGACACAAUUUUCGACGUAUUCUGUGAGGAGCCAAAAGAGCUUGUUAAUGUUGGACCUCAUUCUGAGCACUCAUAUGCAAGAAGUCUUGCUCGUUUUGCUGGCUCACUUGGUACUCAAGGCUGGAGACUUGCUUCUGAACGCAUUCAACGGGUAUUACCCACUGAUGUAAAGUUUGGACGUGGUUGGGUUGGAGAAUACGAGCCACCAUUACCACCUAUUCUGUUUGUGCAAAACCAACCGAGAAGUCUGGUUAGCUCAGAGGCUAAUGUACAAAGGAGUGCUUCAAUGACUAGGAAUAAUGAAAGGAUCAGACCAACAGAAAGUGUCAAUCCAAAGGAUAUGAGUUUGAGUCUACUUAAUCGAAUAACCACUGGUAAUAAUGUGGUUGGAGUUCCUGGCCCUCUUGAAAGUCCAGAAAUUAAGCCAAGAUUAUUCGGUGUUACAGCUGAGCCCCAGCAGAGGAGCACUGAAGCACCAUCUCUGCAUGAAAAUCAUCGGGCGCCUGGAAGUGUUGCAAAGACCAAAAGGGCACCCAGUGAACAAACAAGGAAAGGGAGCUCGUCCUCCAGUUCUCGCCCUCUUCAAAAGCAACCACAGAGGCCUGAAAUUUCAAAAGGAGCUUCCAAUGUGCUUGAUAUGCCUUCUUUGAACAAAAUGACUGGCCAGCCCAGACCCUUCUUCCAACCAGCAGAAGCAGCUAUAACUCAGCAAAUGAGAAAAAGCGAGACACCUAAAAGUUCUCAUCCACUUGAAAUGGCACACCAGAGGCUUGAGUGUGCAAAAGGUGCUUCUGGUGUUCAUGAUAUGCCUUCCUUAAACAAUACAAGUGGGCAGCCUAAACCCUUCUUCCAGUCGCAAGAAGCAGCUGUUCCACAACCCAGAAAUGAAAAUACAUGGGUAUACCAUGGACGACCUGGUGAUGGGAAGUAUGGGACAACCGACAAAAGCAGACCAAUGAGCAGCAUGGGUUUUAUCACUAAAAAUCAACAAGUAAAUGCGGCCAGCUUUGCAAUGAAUUUGAACGGGCAAAAGAAUGUCAAUGACAAUGUAAAAUCAGUGGGAUCAACUGUAAUGCCUGUGCAGGUAAAUACAACAAACAGAGGGCCUGAUUCUUCCCGGAAUAUUUUCUCAGCAUUUCCACCAGCUGUCAGGGAGAAUCAGAGCAUUCCAUCUGCUCCAGUGGCUCAAUCUUGGAUCUCAUUUGGUGCUUCGUCAGAGAGCAAACCAACCAUUGUCAGUCCAACUUUCCAUGAUAGUAAUUCUGGCUGGAAGAUGCCAUUUGCAAAUGCCCGUCCUGAUGAAGCAAAGAUGACUGCUGUUCCACAGUUCUUUAGGCAACCCGUUCAGAUGGUUAGAGAAAGUCCAGGGCAAAACAAGGGUUUGGUAAUAUUCCCCCAGUUGGUCCAGACAGACUUCUCAAGAUCACAGGGCCAACCACAAUGGCAAGGCCUGGUUCCCCCGAUGCAACAGAAACCAAACAAGGAUAUGCUUCGCCCAGACUUGAACAUCGGGUUCCCUUCUCCUGGUUCACCACCAGCUCGACAGUCUUCGGGCAUCAAUUUGGAAGCACAACAGCCAGACCUUGCUUUGCAGUUGUAAGCUUGGAACGGAUAAUGAAUACAUGUGACCACAGAUUGAACGGCAGACUUGAACUUGAACAAUUAAAGACAAAUGGAAGUUAGGCGCAAAGCGCAAACAGCAGAUUGGGACAUCCAUUAGAUGGAUCGACAGCAAUGGAGCGAUGACGAUUCAUGGUAGACCAUCGUACAUUGUUUGUGACUCAUCCUCCAUGUGCAAAGAUAUGAGAAAAUGGAUGGAUGAACACCUGCUUAGGAUGACAUCAUUAUAUAUGCUUGGGCAUUUUGUUCAUUACCGGAGUUCAGAAUCCAGCAUUUUGAGUAAAUGCUGUGGUGGCAUGCUUCUUGGUAGAGCAUGCUCAUGAUCCAAAAUACUUAGCGCACCCGCCUGACCACACUAUAGCUUUCCACGGUGGAAAUUUUUGCACCAGAACUUAGGAUAUAUCGUUCUUUCGGUAGACUAGAAGACUACGUGGUCGCCCCUAUGUAAUGCCCCUUGUCACAUUGUAUGUUUGUUGUAAAUGGUUCAGCAUUGAAUAGAUUGUUAGACUAGAUCUUCUUUUCUGAAUGAAAUUGCUUCCCACUUUCAUAUUCUGUGCCAGGAACUGUGUUACUUGAUCCAUUCAGUUCAAAUGACAUGCUGAAUGCGAACUGUUAAUAA
Messenger RNA from Oryza sativa Japonica Group (Japanese rice), 4488 nucleotides. RefSeq lists its product as uncharacterized. Gene Ontology annotation, molecular function: protein binding. NCBI's taxonomy places the organism in Eukaryota, Viridiplantae, Streptophyta, Magnoliopsida, Poales, Poaceae. The record is from RefSeq and is a predicted model, not a curated record.